AGUCCUGCUUCCAGGGAUGUGGUCACUCACCGAUGUGCACCAAAUAUUUAACAAAUUUUAUAUCCUUCCAGAGUGUUCCAUAUUUAUUUGAAAGAUGAACCAGGGGAGCGAUACUUGGUAAAUCGAAAGCAAAGUAACUAUUUCGAUUGGUACAUUUUUAUAAAAUUCAAAAAAUUUCGGAGAAAACUUAAGAUUUCUUGACGAUGGAGGAGCUGUCGGACGUUGAAAAGUCACUCUACCUCGCCAUGAACGAGUUGAAUGUCCAGAAACUGGAGGAUUUCAAACACAGCUUCGAUCAACUGCACAAAAAUGAACGUGGAGUGGUAACUGUGAAGGAGCUGGGCUCCAUGAUACGCUCCAUGGGCGUGGAGCCAACUGACGCAGAGGUGGAAGACAUAUUCAAGGCCUCCGACGUGGAUGGCAAUGGCGAGAUCGACUUCAAGGAGUUCUGCUACGUAAUGGCGCUUUAUGAACACGAAGAGAAGGACGACAAUCUUCAGAUAUUCAAAAUGUUCGACAAAGACGGCGACGGGUACAUAACUGAAGAGGAUCUUCUUAAGCUGUUGGAGCACACGGACUUGUCCAACAAUAUACUGGCCGUGAGGAAGCUAUUGGACAGUGAGAAAGAUGGUCGGAUAAGUUGUGAACAAUUCAUGUCCCUGAUGAGUGAGUCCUCCCAGUAUCCUCAACUAAACGAUAUUGCCUGAAUAUGUUAAAGCCGUUGAUUCCCAUAAGUUCAAUCCUUUCCUAUUUACUCAUUCAUUUUAUUCAUUCAUUUUAAAAUCAAUAAAAUUCCAUGUUCUCCAAAAACCAAAA
Messenger RNA from Drosophila ananassae, 816 nucleotides. RefSeq names its product calmodulin. The transcript has 2 exons. NCBI's taxonomy places the organism in Eukaryota, Metazoa, Arthropoda, Insecta, Diptera, Drosophilidae. Bases 204 to 707 code for a protein of 167 amino acids. Gene Ontology annotation, molecular function: calcium ion binding. The record is from RefSeq and is a predicted model, not a curated record.